This is a messenger RNA of Colletotrichum truncatum, 789 nucleotides long. RefSeq names its product ureidoglycolate hydrolase. The record is from RefSeq and is a predicted model, not a curated record. Lineage: Eukaryota; Fungi; Ascomycota; Sordariomycetes; Glomerellales; Glomerellaceae. Gene Ontology annotation, biological process: allantoin catabolic process. Gene Ontology annotation, molecular function: ureidoglycolate lyase activity; ureidoglycolate hydrolase activity.
AUGCCGACCACACUCACAACCCCUCUCACCCUCCUCAUCCCCGCCGAGCCACUCACCCGGGGCUCCUUCUCCCCCUUUGGCGACGUGAUCGAGAACCCUCACCCGGACAUCCGGCCCAGCACAUCCCUCCCCUCAAACCUCUACCACCAGGCCGUCUCCGCGAACCAGGGCACCGCAAUCAAGUACCAGAACGUCUCGACGCCCCUGGACCUCUACUCCCAAGCACCCUCAAAGUCAUCAAAGCCCAUAGUAAGCAUCUUCUCCUGCGCCGCCCGCGCCCUCGAGCCCGCAUCCCCGCCGCCCGCGCCCCCGAUCUCGACCCUGCUGCCGUACACCUACGCGGGGCCCUCCCGCGGCGGCCGCUUCCGCGUGACGAUCCUGGAGAGGCACCCCUUCACCACGCAGACCUUCGUCCCCUUCGCCGCGGCGGGAAACGUCGCCGGCGCGGGCUACCUCGUCAUCGUGGCCCCCACGCUCCCCGAGUCCAGCGUCACACAGGCCCUCCCCGCCCCGCAGGCGGGCGGCAGGGGUCGCGGACUGCCCGACCUCAAGGGCCUCAAGGCCUUCGUAGCGAGCCCCGGACAGGCGGUGACGUACGGCGCGGGGACGUGGCAUGCGCCGAUGGUGGCGUUGGGUCCGCAGGGGACCGCGAUCGAUUUCGUAGUGAACCAGUUCGCGAGCGGCGUCGGCGUCGAGGAUUGCCAGGAGGUCAUCUUCGAGGCUGCCGGCGACGGGGCGGGCAUAGUCGUGCAGGUCCCGGAGCGUAUGCCUGUUGUCGCGAAGCUGUGA